Molecule: messenger RNA, 441 nt
Organism: Ceratitis capitata (Mediterranean fruit fly)
Lineage: Eukaryota; Metazoa; Arthropoda; Insecta; Diptera; Tephritidae
Product: maternal effect protein oskar-like
Exons: 2
Coding region: 37-315 (92 amino acids)
Source: RefSeq, a predicted model, not a curated record
CCAAACAAAAAAUAACAAUAAUAAAAAACAACAAUAAUGAUGACAAAAACACAAAUUGCCGAGCAAUAUUUUAAUCGCAUACGUAACCGUUAUCCAAAUCUUGACAGUGAAAUUAAGGAUAUUCUAGCCGAGCACACAACGCCCGCAACGAGUAUCAGUCUUGGCGGUUUCGUCCUGAAAUAUGAAAAUGUGACAGGCAAGAAAUUUCCGCUGCGCAUGUGCAUGAUGAGAGCAACUCAAUAUUUGAUGACCAUACAGAAUAUUUGCGUAUAUUCAAAGAGUACAGGCAACCGUUUUAUAUUUAAAAGAAUGUAAUUAUUUUAGAUGCUGAAAUUAUUUUGAAAGAAUAUUUGUUUAUACAUAUUUUUUACACGCACAUACGUGUAGGUUUUGCGGUUUAUUUUUAAUAAAUUAGUUUAUAAUAAAAACACAUUAAAUAUA